This is a messenger RNA of Paralichthys olivaceus (Japanese flounder), 6982 nucleotides long. The record is from RefSeq and is a predicted model, not a curated record. Lineage: Eukaryota; Metazoa; Chordata; Actinopteri; Pleuronectiformes; Paralichthyidae.
UGCUGGGAGGAGGAGGAGGAGGAGCCCAGCGGCCCGGAGCCUGCCCACCUUUGGCGGAUCCACUGGGGGAACUGGAGUCCGUGUGGAGACCUUACGCCGGAGGACCGGGAAAACUUUUAUACUUUUUCGCACUUCAAUAUCCAUGACAUUUAUCAGAACCUCUACAGAGAGGAUUCCAGGAAUCUUGCCAUGUUCAAGGCGGUGCUGAAGAAGAACAGAGAUGGAGGCAAGGGGAGCAAGAAGGAUUCAGGUGAUGUUCACAGUCACAGCAGCCAAAGAAGAUUCCCACUGGAUGGAACCCCCCAGCCCCAGGGGCCUGGCAGCACUCUCCCUAAUGAUGACAUUUUCAGGCUAAGUCUCGCCAAGGGAGUGUCCAUGUCUCUCCCCUCAUCGCCUCUGCUGCCACGACAGUCCUACAUGAUGCCCCUACGUCCCAGCAAGAGAUCGCCAGGUCCAAGCAGGAAACCCAAAUAUGUGGAGAGUCCUCGCGUUCCCUCUGAUGCCAUCGUGUCAGCACUGAGGAAGGUGGCCGAUAACAAGGAGUCCUCGCACAAUGAGCUGCAAGCGGAGAAACAGCAGAGCUCCUCCUCCCCUGCCACCCAGGAACUGAUGACAAGGCUGGGCUUUUUACUGGGAGAAGGGAUCCCGGGCUCGGCACGCAUACCUAUGGACGACAAGAAUGAAAAGAAGUGCUCAGUGACCAGCCAGGGUAUCAGCCCCUGCUCUACGCUGACCAGCAGCACGGCAUCUCCCAGCACUGACAGCCCAUGUUCAACGCUCAACAGCACAACCGGCCGCCCCCCUCUCAGCCGCUCCAGCCCCUGCGGGACCAUCACCAGUCCCAGCUCCACUCUUGAGAGCAAGGACAGUGGGAUCAUAGCCACCAUCACUAGUUCCUCGGAGAACGAUGACCGCAGUGGCUCCAGCCUGGAGUGGAGUAAGGAUGGCAGCCUGAGAGGCAGCGUGCGCCAUGGCCUGGCACAAGGCGUGCGGGCCGACACCUGCUCUCCUGUGGCUGAAGAAGACGCCAACAGCGCCACGGCAACGCCAGUCGACGCCUCAUCAAGGACAGACCAGCAGCAGCAGCAGCCCAACUUAUCAGCGCUGCCACAGCCUCACUCGCCUGAGGGGCCCAUUCCUUACCCACCACACACAUCCUCUUCCCUCAUGAUGCCAAGGCCGAACUCCGUAGCAGCGACCAGUUCCACAAAGCUGGAAGACCUGAGCUUUCUUGAUGAACAGCGCAACACCCCCCUGCGGACUUCCAUUCGCCUACCCUGGCACAAUACAGGAGGAAGGCCGCCUCAGGACUCUAAAGCUCGUUUCGCUCCCUACAAACCUGUGGACAUCAUGCUCAAGCCCUUGCUGUUCGAGGUGCCCAGCAUCACCACAGAUUCUGUGUUCGUGGGCAGAGAUUGGCUCUUUCAGCAGCUGGAAGAUGUCCUGAAGGCUGGCGAGUCUGCGGAGAGCCACGGCGCUGUAGUGGUGGGCAGCGUGGGUUACGGGAAGACGGCCAUUAUCUCCCGGCUAGUAGCGCUGAGCUGCCACGGAGGCCGCAUGCGGCAGAUUGCCUCCAACAGUCCCAGUGCCUCCCCAAAAAGUGGUGGAGGACCAAGCACAGAACUUCCUCUCAGCCAGCCCCCGCAGCCCACCCCACCUUCCAGUGCUACCAACACCCUGAGGACCAACAGUUGCCCCGGAACCCCUGAGAUGCAGCAGCGGCGGGAGGUGGCCGUCAAACGCCUGGCUGCAAAGGUGGUGGCGUAUCACUACUGCCAGGCGGACAACACGUACACUUGCUUGGUACCAGAGUUUGUACAUAGUAUUGCAGCCCUGCUGUGCAGAGCUCACCAGCUCGGUGCGUACCGGGAGCUGCUGCUGAAAGAGCCCCACCUCCAGAGCAUGCUCAGUCUGCGCUCCUGCGUCCAGGACCCGAUGGCCGCUUUCCGGAGGGGUGUCCUGGAGCCACUAGCUAACCUUCGUAAAGAGCGUAAGAUUGCAGAGGACGACCACAUCAUCUUGAUAGAUGGGCUGAACGAAGCAGAGUUUCAUAAGCCUGACUACGGGGACACCAUCGCCUCCUUCAUCACUAAGAUAAUUGCCAAGUUCCCCUCAUGGCUCAAACUCGUGGUCACUGUCCGGGUAAACUUGCUGGAGAUCACCAGCCUUUUGCCCUUCUCCAAGAUCUCCCUUGAUGACUUCAAUGACAACAAAGAGAUAAGCAACGACCUCAACGCAUAUAUCCAGUACCGUAUCAACGGCAGCAAAGACAUCAUGAACAAUAUCAGCCUGAAUGGGAAGGCCGAUCCCAUCACCGUCGGUAAGCUCAGCAGCCACCUGAUCUCCCGCAGCCAGGGUUCCUACCUGUAUCUAAAGCUCACCCUGGACCUAUUUGAGAGAGGUCACCUCGUCAUCAAAAGUGCCAGCUACAAAGUGGUGCCCGUCUCGCUGGCCGAGCUCUACCAGUUACAGUGCAAUAUGAAGUUCAUGACUAAUUCAGCCUUCGAGCGCUCGCUGCCCAUCCUCAACGUGGCGCUCGCCACACUGCACCCCAUGACUGACGAGCAGCUGUUCCAGGCCAUCAACGCCACCUUCGUCCGAGGUGAGCUGCAGUGGGAGGACUUUCAACAGCGCAUGGAGCUGCUCUCGUGCUUCCUCAUCAAAAGGCGAGACAAGACACGCAUGUUUUGCCACCCAUCCUUCAGAGAGUGGCUGGUGUGGAGAGCUGAUGGAGAGAGCACGGACUUCCUCUGUGACCCCAGGACCGGACAUGCUCUCAUGGCUUUCAUGUUGUCCCGCCAAGAGGGGAAACUGAAUCGCCAGCAGACCAUGGAGCUGGGACAUCACAUCCUCAAAGCACACAUCUUCAAGGGCCUGAGUAAGAAAACAGGUGUGUCGUCCAGUGUGCUGCAGGCUUUGUGGAUCAGCUGUAGUGCCGAUGGCCUUUCUGCAGCUCUGGCCUCCCUGAGGAACCUCUACACCCCCAACGUCAAGGUGAGCCGUCUACUGAUGCUGGGCGGGGCCAACGUGAACUACCGCACGGAGGUCCUGAACAACGCGCCAGUGCUUUGCGUCCAAUGCCACCUCGGUCACCAGGAAAUUGCCUCUCUGCUUCUGGAGUUUGGCGCCAGUGUGGAUGUAGUCUCCGAAAAUGCCAUGAGCCCCCUCUGCUUCUCAGCUGCUGCAGGACACCUGGGAAUAGUCAUGCUGCUCAGCAAGAGGGGAGCAAAGGUUGAUCACAUGGAUAAGAGCGGCCAGUGUGCGCUGGUCCAUGCUGCUCUUCGAGGACACCCAGAGAUUAUCCAGUACCUGCUGGAGCUGGAAUGGAGCGCCGAGGGGCAGCAGCAGGACAGUGCUCUGAAGAACAAAGCUCUGCAGCAGGCUUUGAUAGCAGCCUCCAGCAUGGGACACACACAGGUUGUGAGCAGCUUACUGGCUUUGAGUAAUGAGCACGCUGUGCAAAUUGAUAGCCACGACACUCUGUGGGGAGAGACAGCCUUGACAGCAGCUGCUGGUCGGGGGAAGAUGGAGGUUUGCAGCUUCCUGUUGGAGCAGGGGGCGGUGGUGCAGCAGGUCAACCGGCGGGGGGUGUCUCCUCUGUUCUGCGCUGUCAGACAGGGACACUGGCAGAUCGCAGAGCUGCUGCUGCAGCGUGGUGCUGACAUUAACAUCAGUGACAAGCAGGGCAGGACCCUACUCAUGGUGGCAGCCUGUGAGGGUCACCUGAGCACCGUUGAGUUUCUGCUUUCUAAAGGUGCAUCCUUGACUUCGAUGGACAAGGAGGGGCUGACACCCCUGAGCUGGGCAUGUUUGAAAGGACAAAAGAACGUUGUGCAGUUUUUGGUGGAGAAAGGUGCGGUCAUUGACCACACAGACAAGAACGGACGAACUCCGCUGGACCUUGCUGCCUUCUACGGAGAUGCAGAGAUUGUCCAGUACUUGGUGGAAAGAGGAGCAGUGAUAGAGCAUGUUGACUACAGCGGGAUGAGGCCUCUGGACCGGGCCAUAGGUUGUCGGAACACGUCGGUGGUGGUGACUCUGCUGAAGAAAGGGGCCAAGCUGGGGAACGCUGCUUGGGCAAUGGCGACCUCUAAGCCUGAUAUACUGAUCAUUCUUCUUCAGAAGCUGAUGGAGGAGGGAAACCUGCUUUACAAGGAUUUCGGGAUGGCUGAGGAGUUUGCAACAAAAGCACUGGAGCUGAAACCCAAAUCCUAUGAGGCCUACUACGCUCGUGCUAGAGCUAAAAGAAGCAGCAGGCAGUUUUCAGCAGCCCUGGCUGACCUGCACGAAGCAGCCAAGCUGUGUCCCAAUAACCGAGAAAUCCGCCGCUUACUGGCUCGAGUGGAGGACGAGUGCAAACAGAUGCAGCGCUUGCAGACCAAAGGUGGCCUCGCUGGGGCUGCAGCUGCUUCCAGCCAGGCGUCAGGGGGCCAUGAGUCUGACCAGGAGCAAGAUGAAGGACAGGACGAGCCCUCAGAGCACAGCCUCGCCAGGAGCGUGGAAGGCCAAAGAGACAUCCUGGAAGAGGAGGAAGAGGAGGAGGAGACGGCAGCAGCCUCGCAGCACGCCAGGACAGCUGAAGCAUGCUGGUCACACAACAGUCACUCCUACAACAGAGUCUUACCCUCGGAGCCUGUCAGCAACAGUAUGGGACAUCAGAGUCAGACCCCCAACUCACCCCCAGGCCCCAGCAGACUGCCCCCUCACCGGUAUCCUCGAGAGCACAGGGAGGCACUGGCCCAGCAGGGCCUAGUUCUACAGCCGACCAAGCAGGCCCAGAUCGUCAAGACCAACCAGCAUAUGAGCUCCAUGCAGGCUGGGGCCGUAGGGGGCCGCCCAGGAGGGUCCAAAUCUCAGUACGCUCCCUCCAGUCCCUUACCCAGCCGACACAUGUCUAGCAUGCUGAAGCCGGGACCAGGCAUCGACAUCAGCCCUCUGCCUCCUACGGCUGACGAGCCCGUGUACGGGAACCGCGUGUCGCUGGCAGCUGCUUCCACCUCUAUGGGUCACAGUUGUGAAAACGAGAGCCUCCAUUCACAGCAGGUCUCAUACUCAUCCUGCAGCAGCACCUCCAAAGGUGUGGGGCAAGACAGGUUGUCUUGUCACUCUGUAUCCUCUCUAGAUGCGUUGGCCUGCUCGGGUCCUGGACUCCAGGGAAACCACUCUGACAUAGGAAAGGACGGCAUGUGUGGUGCAGGAGGAUCGCAGGGAGGAGGAGGAAGCAGCAGCAGCAUGCAUGUGUCCAGCUCCACCAGCAGCCUGGCGUCCAGCAGCAGUCUAUCAGAUAGCGGCAAGCUGGGCCCCGACGUCCGCUCCAAGACAAAGCACAACCAACAGGCCAGCUCUGCAGCAGAGUACAAACCCAGACCCUUCAUGGGUGUAACUGACAAGACGGCUCGCUUUCAGCAGCAGCUCCAACAGCAGCAAAUUCAGCCACACCUCGGCCUGCAGAGUCACCAGAGUCUGCAGUCUGCCAGCCGCAGCUGGCUCAACCACUCCUCCGACGGGCUAGUUUGUCACAACAUGUCAGCAAUGGGCCUGCAGCCCGUCGACUGUGAGCUGCCUUACGCGAAAACAGUGAGCACUUACCAGGAGCAGCACAAACCUCCAGCACCUCCGGGUGCUAUGACGAUGAGUAUCUUACAAAAUGGAAUCCACGCCAAGGAAUUCACCGAGAAAUUCUGCCAAGCCGCCAACUGUUACAAAGAGUCCAAGCCAGCACUGGCUAUGCCGCACACGUUCAUGGACAGUAAGCCCAAGCAGCCGGGCUUAGUCCGAGAUAAUCCUGCCAUUCACGUAGCUUCGAUGAAACCAAAGCGAUCUUUUAUAGAGUCGAAUGUGUAGAGAUGUUUAUUCUCUCGUACAGUCCAUAAUGCACACACAUACUAGCAAAAAUCUAAAGUGGAAAGGUUGAUUACAUUUUUUUAACCCAGCCCCAGACAGAAUAUAGUCUCACAUUUUAGCCUUGUUAGAAAUACAGUUUGCAAACGGUUUGAUUCCCUGUGUGGACACAGGCCGCGGGCAGUGUACCGAAUGCUCCAGAUUUCUCUCCUCCCAACCUGUCGCUUGUGGCCGUCGGCUUGAUUCAUGACACGUCCGCCAUCGUUCAGCCGAGCUGGAGACGUUGCACUGAAAGAAGUAUUCGGAUGUGUACUGUACAGUCCUCACCAAAACAAAACGGUGACAGUGAGCACUUUAUAUACAGUUAGGCCGCUUAAUCAACACUUUCAGUUCCAGCUUCAUGUUAUUAUAGAACAGUUCUGAGUGAAUGGAAAUUGAGCUUUGAACUGUGUUCAUUACGUCCAUGGUGCUGAGAGAAGUAGAGAAGAGGAAGUCCUCACUGAAGGUCACAGAAAGUCUAAAGGACGGGCAUUCCUGUGUUUUACGAAGGAUGUUAUAGAUCCUUGUGUAUAUUAUUAUAAAUAAGUACUUUUCCUUCUUUUCAGUGAAGGUCUGUGUUCUGUGUAUUGACAAGUUCAGACUUGUGUAUUUUGAGUUUUAUGCACAAUGUUGUUCAAAUGGUGUUUAAACGUUCUAAAAAAAAGCAUUUGUUAAAUAUGUUUGUACAUUAUAUAAAUCUCCAUUAACAUUCAACUGAAAUCCUAUUCUGUACCUGCUUGUUGUUGCUGUCUAGUUUAAUUUAUUUACAGCGCCGAUGGCUUGGUUAAUUGUAAAAGCAAUAUAUUUUAUAUAGUUAUUUUUGCACAGCUACUAAGUCAUUUUCUGAUUCUCGAUAAUGUUGAGUUUAAGUGCAUGCUACAAUUGCAGUUUAUAUUUCAGAGUAUAAAAAAUCUAUAAAAACAGAAAUGGUUUUGGGGUUCAGUGCCAUCACCUCUAUUUUAAUAUGUACAUUAAAUGCAAUUGUUUCCAUGUUUUCAGUAUUGUGAGCUUUAUUAGCUGUGAGCACAUACUGUAAUAGAACAUUACUGCCAUAGCCAUCAUGGGAGAGAGAAAUAAAGACCCUCUGAGGAAAAAACUAACA